AUGGCGACCAAGCCGGUCACCGUCGGUGACCUCAUCCACCGCGUCGCCUCCUCCUGCCUCUCGAACCGCCUGCCCUGCAACUACACCCUCCGUGACUCCAUCGAUAGCAACCUGGACGACGACGACGACCCCUUCGCCGACGCCGUCUCCAGCAGCGAGAAAUGCCAGCGGUCCCCAUCCGCUGCGGAGGCUGAGGAAAUUGAGGAAGAGGAGGGGGGAGGAGGAGAAGCUCAAGAUCUGGGAGGAGGGGGAGGAGGAGAAGGAGAGGCUGGCCGCCGCUGCCAAGGGCGCCGGGCGUGCCCACGACGCGGACGCGCUGAUUGCGGAGGUGUUCGACGCCGUGCUCCAGGGCGCGCACUGCCCCUAGAUCCUGACAAGAUGUGCACCACGGACGCGGCUGUCGUCGUCGAGCUCUGCCACCUCGCGCGCCUCCGCGACCGCUUCUGCCGCCGCGGGCCACAUCCCACGCCCGAACCCUUCCGCGCCGCCCCUCCACGAGGCCGUGGCACCGUAUGA
Molecule: messenger RNA, 516 nt
Organism: Miscanthus lutarioriparius
Lineage: Eukaryota; Viridiplantae; Streptophyta; Magnoliopsida; Poales; Poaceae
Source: the annotation of a GenBank genome assembly